AUGUCUUCAUCAUCUUCAAUAUGGUUAAUAACGGUUGAUAUUUAUCAUUGGUUUUUUGCCAAUCUCCAUAAUAAAAUUCUUCAACUUGAUUAUUCAUCAUUAGAUAAUAUUGAGGGAGAUUUAGAUUUAUCACUAAUUCUCGACAAAAGUGUUGAACAUGAAAAUUUAAAUAUACGUGGUUUCGAAGAUUUUAUCGAAUUAAAUUUAGAUGAAAUUGAAUUAUUUAUGAGAGAAAAUGGUAGAAUGCAUGGAAUGGUAGUCACUGUUCAUCAAGCCAAAGAACACAACUAUCAUAUAAUCAAUAUUAAUAAUGACCAAUCGACAAUGGUAUGGAAAGUAUCAUAUAAUAUUCGUUUCUUAGAUUGUAUAUCUAAUAAUAAUUUACCAAAUCUUUAUGAUGUACAACAAAAUACAAGAUCAAAUUAUAUAUGGCAAAUAUGUGCUCAACAAGAAUAUAAAGUCUAUCAAUAUAUUUUCAAAAAUUUAGAUCAAUUUCAUAUUCGUAAUUUACCAGCAUUAAUGAAUAGAACACAAGAGGAUUUAAUCAAAAUGGCUGAACAGCCUUUAGAACAAACAGAUCAUAAAAUUAUAUCUGAUAUGAUUGAUAUACAAUGUUGUAAAAUAAGAGAUCUACAUCAACACAAUGAAUCUGAACAACUAAAAUAUGUGAUUUUAGUGGAACCAUCAUCGAAUCUAUUAGAUAUAAUCAAUAUAUAA
Rotaria sp. Silwood2 is the source of this 717-nucleotide messenger RNA. Lineage: Eukaryota; Metazoa; Rotifera; Eurotatoria; Philodinida; Philodinidae. The record is from the annotation of a GenBank genome assembly.